ACGGAAGGAGUGUCGGGGUAACGCGUUGUUGGACGGAACGUUGGUGUGUUUUCUCACAUUUAGUUCUGCUUCUGUCUGUUUGGAACACGUUUGUGGUCCGACAGAGACCUGUAGGAAUGGCGCGUUCGUCUGUGACUUCAAACUACUUGUUUUGUGCAAGUGCGGGACUGGCGGUUAGCAGCUAACACUAACAGUUCAGUUCAGUUGUACUCUCUCUCUCUCUCUCUCUCUCUCUAGUUCAGCGCGGUUAACAAAACGAGAGUGGGGUUACUCGUUAAUAACAUGUCAGUCAUUUACUUAACUCAGUGUUGGUCAGAGCGAGUGGUCGGACAGUUUACUAGUAAGUGUGUCAGUCAGUGUUGGUACAGCGAGAGGUCGGACAGUUUACUGCAGUAAAAGUAAGUGUAACUCGUGUAGUGGUACACAGUGACGACAGUUUACUGUAGUAAGAGUAAGUGUGUUACUCACAGUGUAGUGUGAGUGUUGGAACAGCGAGGACAGUUUACUGUAGUAAAAGUGGGUGUGUAACUCACAGUGUAGUGUCAGUGUUGGUCCAGCGAGGGGUCGGGCAGUUUACUAUAGUAAGUGUGUUACUCACAGUGUAGUGUCAGUGUUGGUACAGCGAGGAGAGUUUACUGUAAUAAGUGGGUGUGUAAGUCAGUGUAGUGUGGUACACAGUGAUGACAGUUUACUGUAGUAAAAGUGGGUGUGUAAGUCAGUGUAGUGUGGUACACAGUGAUGACAGUUUACUGUAGUAAAAGUGGGUGUGUAAGUCAGUCUAGUGUGGUACACAGUGAUGAGAGUUUACUGUAGUAAAAGUGGGUGUGUAAGUCAGUGUAGUGUGGUACACAGUGAUGACAGUUUACUGUAGUAAAAGUGGGUGUGUAAGUCAGUCUAGUGUGGUACACAGUGAUGAGAGUUUACUGUAGUAAAAGUGGGUGUGUAAGUCAGUGUAGUGUGGUACACAGUGAUGACAGUUUACUGUAGUAAAAGUGGGUGUGUAAGUCAGUGUAGUGUGGUACACAGUGAUGACAGUUUACUGUAGUAAAAGUGGGUGUGUAAGUCAGUGUAGUGUCAGUGUUGGUACAGCGAGGGGUCGGACAGUUGACUAUAGUAAGUGUGUUACUCGCAGUGUAGUGUCAGUGUUGGUACAGCGAGGACAGUUUACUGUAGUAAAGCGUGUUACUCACAGUGUAGUGUCAGUGUUGGUCCAGCGAGUGGUCGGACAGUUUACUGUAGUAAAAGUACAGAGGACGUCAUGGUGGCGGCACAGCGAGGUUCCUGGCUCCUCAGUGGUGCCACAGUGGCCGCCGUCGCUGCGCUUUACCUGCCGUGUGUUCAGAAGGCAGUUCCUGGCGGAGACUCAGGAGAGCUGAUCACGGCUGCUUGCGAGCUGGGGGUGGCGCAUCCCCCAGGUUACCCUCUCUUCACUCUGCUGUCCAGCCUGGCGAUGACUUUCUUGCCCUCCGUUUCCCCCGCCCACAGUGUCAACCUUCUGAGUGGUCUGCUGGGAUCGAUGGCGAGUGGCACCCUAUGCUUUACUGUGUGCAGACUGGCUGGGCCGGGCCCGGGAGCCGUGCUAGCCGGGGGGGUGUUCGCCCUCUCCCUGCUGACCUGGCGCUGGUCCGUGGUGGCAGAGGUCUUCUCCCUCAACAACCUCUUUGUGGGCUCGAUCCUCGCUUUAGCCGCGAGCUUCCACCGCGCCGACGGUGCCGGCGAGAGAAGGAAGUUUUCCCGCUGGGGGGCGCUGUGCUGCGGCUUGGGCCUGUGUAACCAGCACACCUUGGUGCUCUACGUGGUGCCUGUGAUCCCGUGGGUGCUGCUGCGACUGCACACCUACCAGGAGCUGUCGUUGCGCGGCGUGGCGCUGCUGGCCCUUCACUUCCUGUUCGGCUUCCUGCCGUACCUCUACCUCCCGAUCUCCUCGGCGGCGAACGCGGCUCGCUGGAGCUGGGGCGACCAGACCACCGUUCGCGGACUGCUCACACACCUGCUCAGGAUGGAGUAUGGCACCUUCAGCCUGGCGAAGGCGGAUGGCUCGGUGGGGUCAGCCAGGAUGCUCCGGGCCCAGCUGGACCACUGCGUGGCUCACCUCACUGUCCCUGUGUUGAUUCUGGCGGGGAUCAGCCUGCUCCUCUCCCUGUGGGACAGGAGGCAGUAUGUGCUGCCCUGGCUGCUGGCUGCCAUGAUGCUGCUCUACUCCCUUUUCUUUGCCUGGAGGGCCAACCUGGACAUCAGCAGGCCGCUGCUGCUCGGAGUGGUGGAGCGCUUCUGGCUGCAGGGCGACGCCGUGCUCUGCGUGCUGUCCGGCCUGGGUCUGGCCGGGCUGUGCGCCGCGCUGGAGCGGUGGCUGGCCCGCGGUACGCUGUGGACCGCCUGCGCCUGGGCACUCACCGCCGGCCUGCUGGCACACCUGGCACGCUCCAACUACAGGGAAUGCGACCAGAGCCGGAACGACGUGGUGGAGCGCUUUGCACGUGGCAUUCUGGACUCCAUGCCCCAGGACUCCUUGCUGCUCACCCGGGGUGACCUACCUGGGAACUCGCUGCGCUACUUGCACUACUGCCAGGGGCUGCGUCCCGACUUGCGCCUCGUCGACCAGGAGAUGAUGACCUACGGCUGGUACGUGGCGAAGCUCGGCCGGCACCAUCCCGGGGUCCGCUUCCCUGGCCGGCGGUGGGACCCGGCGCGCGCGGCCGAGGAGGACGCGUUCGGUUUGGAGCGGUUCCUGCGUCACAACUCGGACAGGGACGUGUUUGCCUGCAUCGGCCUGCCCGAGGGGGAUCCCGGCUGGAUGAGGAGCUUCUCCCGUUGGCCUUGGGGCAUCUGUGAGCAGCUGGUGCCCGCAGAGACCCGCCUGCAGCCCGAAGCGUGGGCCCGGCGCACCAGGAGCCUCUACAACUGGACGGAGCCACACGACAGCUUCCGUGCUGGUUCUUGGGAGAAGGUGGCCAACGAGGAGAUGUGGCAGGCCAGGAUGAAGACGGCCUUCUUCUUGUUUGACGUGGCUGAGAAAGUUCCCGAAGAAGGCAAAGAGCGCCUCUUCGAGCUCUCCUACACCCUCUAUAAGGAGAUAGUAGACGCGCAUGAGAAUCACCCGUCCAACUGGGAUAAGAACCUGGCGCUGGCCGGCGAGAGGCUGCUCAGGUACGGGGGCCGGGGGCACGACCCCGACCGCCUGCUCGCGCAGACUAUCGAAAGCUUCUCGCUGUACCUGGAGAAGGAGCCCGCGGACCCCAAGGCGGAGGCCAUCCGCUCCGUCAUUUCACACCUGCGCAAAGAGAGGCAGCGACUCAGACGCAGCAGACACGCUACUUGAGGCCCAGCCGACAAGAGAGGUGGCAUCUCAUCUUGUUUGAGGGCAUUAUGAAAACGGCGGCUUGUGUUUAAUACGCAAGGAGAUAAAAAGCACCAAGAAAUGACCGAAGGCUCAUCGUUAACAGCCAAGGGCGAAAGGCCGGCAUUGGAACGCGGUACUGCGAGAUGAUCUGUAACUGUUUUCUGUGGAAAAGUGUAGAAAUGUUCCUGUUUUUUAAAAAAAUCUUUUAUUAUGUGAAAAAUAAACCACUGU
Molecule: messenger RNA, 3571 nt
Organism: Scleropages formosus (Asian bonytongue)
Lineage: Eukaryota; Metazoa; Chordata; Actinopteri; Osteoglossiformes; Osteoglossidae
Product: transmembrane protein 260-like
Exons: 17
Coding region: 1259-3319 (686 amino acids)
Source: RefSeq, a predicted model, not a curated record